Messenger RNA from Balaenoptera ricei (Rice's whale), 2609 nucleotides. RefSeq names its product ALG2 alpha-1,3/1,6-mannosyltransferase (gene ALG2). Lineage: Eukaryota; Metazoa; Chordata; Mammalia; Artiodactyla; Balaenopteridae. Bases 760 to 2010 code for a protein of 416 amino acids. The transcript is spliced from 2 exons. The record is from RefSeq and is a predicted model, not a curated record. Gene Ontology annotation, molecular function: GDP-Man:Man(1)GlcNAc(2)-PP-Dol alpha-1,3-mannosyltransferase activity; alpha-1,3-mannosyltransferase activity.
CUCUGCCGGACUGUGGAUCCCGCCGCCCGGGCGGCCACUGCUUUGCUGGGAGAGCGCCCUGAGGAGCCCACGUUAGUGCCACUGGGGGUCGGACCAGGCUGUAGAGGGAGACAAGGACAGAGACUGGUGAGCGCCGCCGGCCGGCCCCCAGACCCCAGGCUCUGACGGCCGAGACCGGGACAUGCACGGGGGACUGGGGAAAACAAGGGAGCCGCGGAAGCAGGACAAAGCGUAAGGCAGGAAUCUCGGUGCCUGGGAGAAGCCAGGACAAGGAGGGACGGCUGGGGCCACAAACCAUGCUGAAGACAGGAAGGUGGCAGGAAGCUGAAGUGGACGGCGGGGAAGCGGUGGAGCCCGGCGGCCGGAGGGAGUGACUCAGGUCCCGCCCCCAGACCUGCUGGCAGGGUCCUCGCUGACUCCAGGGACGCCUGGGCUGUCCUAUGAUAUGCCUGUAGGAAUUUUGCAAGAGGAGACCUGGUGAGCUGCUGUAUGGGAAUUACAGACCUCAUGUAUUUUUCCUUUGGAUCACAGCGUCCUUCCUAGAGUCCAGUCUCAACCAAUGGGAGGAUCUAGCCAUGGUGAGACGAGAAAUUUCCUCCGGCAGUUACUAGGCACCCACAGAUUCGCGCUGACGUGACCUAACCGACGCACGCGCCGCGGGGCGUGGUCGGUCCCCGUCUAGGGCCAGCUGGGAAGCUGGAGGAAGGAGCAUGCGCGGAAGCCCUUAAGCGUGCGAGGUGAAGGUACGGCUCCCGGGCUAUGGCGGAGGAGCAGGGCCAAGAUGAGGACCUGGGUCCUAAACCGUCCGUGCUGUUUCUGCACCCGGACCUGGGUGUGGGCGGCGCCGAGCGGCUGGUUGUGGACGCAGCGCUGGCGCUGCGGGCGCGCAGAUGUAGCGUGAAGAUCUGGACGGCGCACUACGACCCCGGCCACUGUUUCGCGGAGAGCCGCGAGCUGCCAGUGCGCUGCGCCGGGGACUGGCUGCCUCGCAGCCUGGGCUGGGGCGGCCGCGGCGCCGCGAUCUGCGCCUACGUGCGCAUGAUCUUCCUGGCUCUGUACGUGCUGUUCCUUGGCGACGAGGAGUUCGACGUGGUAGUGUGCGACCAGGUGUCUGCCUGUAUCCCAGUGUUCAAGCUGGCCAGACGACGUAAGAAAAUCCUGUUUUACUGUCACUUCCCAGAUCUGCUUCUCACCAGGAGAGAUUCUUUUAUUAAACGCCUAUACAGGGCCCCAAUUGACUGGGUAGAGGAGUACACCACAGGCAUGGCAGACUGCAUCUUGGUCAACAGCCGGUUCACAGCUGCCAUUUUUAAGGAAACGUUCAAGUCCCUGUCUCACAUAGACCCCGAUGUCCUCUACCCAUCUCUGAAUAUCACCAGCUUUGAUUCAGCUGUUCUUGAAAAGCUUGAUGACAUAGUCCCCAAGGAGAAAAAAUUCAUACUCCUCUCCAUCAACAGAUAUGAAAGGAAGAAAAAUCUGACUUUGGCACUAGAAGCCCUAGUAAAGCUGCGUGGAAGAUUGUCAUCCCAAGAUUGGGACAAAGUUCAUCUGAUCAUUGCAGGUGGUUAUGAUGAGAGAGUCCUGGAGAAUGUACAACACUACCAGGAAUUGAAGAAAAUGGUCCAGCAGUCUGACCUAGGCCAGUAUGUGACUUUCCUUCGGUCUUGCUCGGACAAACAGAAAAUCUCACUCCUCCACGGCUGCACAUGUGUGCUUUACACACCAAGCAAUGAGCACUUUGGCAUCGUUCCCUUGGAGGCCAUGUACAUGCAGUGCCCAGUCAUUGCUGUUAAUUCAGGCGGACCCUUGGAGUCCAUUGUCCACAGCGUCACAGGGUUUCUGUGUGAGCCUGACCCAGUUGACUUCUCAGAAGCAAUAGAAAGGUUCAUCCAUGAACCUUCCUUAAAGGCCACAAUGGGACUGGCCGGAAGAGCCAGGGUGAAAGAGAAGUUUUCCCCUGAAGCAUUUACAGAACAGCUUUACCAAUAUGUCACCAAACUGCUGGUAUAAUCAGAUUUUUUUCAGGUCUUUAUGCUGUAUUCAUUAACAUCACAUUUGUAGAUUGUUGACCCAGUUUUGAAACCAAAGAAAAAAAGCCUAGUAUCUAGGGCAGAAGAGAUUUUUUUUUUAACAUACUUGAAUCUUGAAUCUGAAUCACCUUCCUGUACCCCAUAUCUCCCAGUCUGCUUUUUUAGAAAAAAAUAGUAUCUUUUAGACUAUAAUAAUUCUGAGUCUUACCAGUGUUGAUUAAGAUAUAAAUAUGGUACAAUUUCACAUUCAGCAGAAUAUUUUAAUUAUAUGUUCUCUAGAUUGUUGCUCUACUUAUAAAUUUUGAGUUAUAUUGUACCUUAUUUGGUUUUAACACUUUAAGUGUGUCAUCAUCAAAGUUGAUUAAUUUGGCUUCAUAGUGUAAUGAGAAGACACUGUAGUUUCCAGAAUCAGUCCACCUCAGUGUUCAUUGAACUCUGUUAGGAAAUUUUUGUUAGUCAUACCUUUGCCUGAAUCCAUAGCAAUAAUGCUUUGUUGUUUUUUUUUUAACAAAGAUGAUUUGUUGUGUUUUUGCACACAGACAUGACAAUAAAUGAUGUUUAUCAUAGGAAAAGACAAAA